This is a messenger RNA of Seminavis robusta, 918 nucleotides long. The record is from the annotation of a GenBank genome assembly. Lineage: Eukaryota; Bacillariophyta; Bacillariophyceae; Naviculales; Naviculaceae.
AUGACACCCACGUCAGCAACUGUUGAAAUCAUCGAGUGCAUGGUGCGCCAAGAGGCUUUCUACCAUCCACCGGGCAUGGACGAAGACCCUACAAGCGAACGUUUUUCGCCUGUGGGCGUUGAAAGCCGAGGACGAAUGCUCAAUUUCUUCUAUGAUCUGUUGGGGAAGAUUGGCAGCAGCCGCGAGACCGCAGAGAUUGCCGUUUCAUAUCUUGAUCGAUUCCUUGCAACACCCGGGCUUGGCAAUCAGGCUCUUUGCAACAAAAAGCUUUUCCAGCUUGUAUCUACAACCUGCCUUUACACUGCUGUGAAGGUCCAUGAAGUUCAAGCUAUGACUCCAAAGCUUAUGGCGGACCUUAGCCAUGGAGUUUUCACAGCAGAGGAAGUUGAAGAAAUGGAAAUGAUCCUUGUGCAAGCACUCAAAUGGCGCCUCAACCCUCCUACCUCCUUGGCGUUUGUUCGUCAGUUCCUGGACUUGGUGCCAGCAAAAGCCAUGACACGAGAAAUGAAGCGAACAGCAUACGAUCUCGCGCGCCACCAGACAGAACUGGCUCAUGAAGACCCACGCCUGUUUUGCGAAAAGAAGUCUUUGGUGGCAUACAUGGCCGUUCAAAACACCUUGGAGCAGCUUGAUGUCCCUUUCAACCUAGCUGAUUCAGUGGGCGUGCUCCUUCUUGGGACACACAGCACCCAAGAGAUGUCAUCCUAUCGUUAUGGGAGCCUCCAAUCGAUGAUGCAACUGAGAUUGACGAGCAAACUGGGGCGAUUUCUCCCAUCCUUCAUGUCCUUUCCUUCCUCAACAGCACCGUCGAGCAUAAGAAAACGAAGUGCAUCAUGGCUAUCCACACCAAUUCAGCAGUAUGACGAGUCGCCUCGUUCUGUUCACAACAAUGCGCUGGCUGAGCCUAGCAAGGCUUGA